Messenger RNA from Musa acuminata AAA Group (dessert banana), 2428 nucleotides. RefSeq names its product E3 ubiquitin-protein ligase COP1. NCBI's taxonomy places the organism in Eukaryota, Viridiplantae, Streptophyta, Magnoliopsida, Zingiberales, Musaceae. Gene Ontology annotation, molecular function: ubiquitin protein ligase activity; protein binding. The record is from RefSeq and is a predicted model, not a curated record. The transcript is spliced from 13 exons. Gene Ontology annotation, biological process: proteasome-mediated ubiquitin-dependent protein catabolic process. Bases 109 to 2199 code for a protein of 696 amino acids.
ACGGUGUCCGGCGACCGGCCAUAUAUGUUUUCCUAGCUUCCUUUGGUCCGUACACCACCGCUUUCCGAUCAUCGCCUCUACUCUUCCUGCUGCUCCCGUUCCCCUGCGAUGGGCGGCUCGUCGGCGGGAGUGCUGGUGCCGUCGGUGUCGAAGGCGGACGAGAUGGGGGCUUCGGUCACGCCGCUGGCGGUUUCGUCAUCGGAGACCACGGACGUGGCCGGGGCUCCGGCCGCCGAGGGGGAGACGGUACCGGACGGAUCUCGGGACGGCGCGGCGGUGGAGGCGGAUGCCGAGCGCGACAGGGACCUGCUCUGCCCCAUCUGCAUGGGGGUUAUCAAGGAUGCCUUCUUGACGGCCUGCGGCCACUGCUUCUGCUACAUGUGCAUCGUCACCCACCUCAAUAAUAAGAGCGAUUGCCCCUGCUGCGGAAAUUACCUCACCAAGAGUCACCUCUACCCCAAUUUCCUCCUCAAUAAGCUCUUGAAAAAGCAAUGUGUCCGUCAAAUUGCAAAAUCAGCAUCACCUAUUGAGCAUCUUCGUGUGGCAUUGAAACAGGGAUGUGAAAUGUCAGUUAAGGAGCUUGAUGGUCUGUUGUCUCUUCUCAGUGAGAAAAAGCGGAGAAUGGAGCAACAAGAGGCUGAGAUGAAUAUGCAAAUUUUGCUUGACUUUUUACACAGUCUUAGGAAAAAAAAGCUGGAAGAGCUGAAUGAGGUUCAAACUGACAUGCAAUUCAUCAAAGAUGAUAUAAAUGCAGUAGAGAAACACAGAACAGAACUGUACAGGGUGAGAGAGAGGUACUCUGUCAAAUUGCGCAUGCUUUUCGAUGAUCCAAUUCCAACAAAAUUGUGGGCUCCCACUGCUGACCAGCAUAACAGCAUACUUAUCUCGAAUUCUCGAAAUUCUCGAAGCUCUCUUGUCAGGACAGGCUCUGAUAAUUUACAGAUUAGGAGUAAUGAUGUGACAGCUCAACUAAACCAUCAAGAGCACCAAAGAAAAGAUGCUUUUAGUGGUUCUGAAACAAGUUCCCUUAUUCAAUCAGGAAGAGUCAUAGCAAGAAAGAGAAAAAUUCAAGCACAGUUUAAAGAGCUUCAAGAAUGUUACUUACAAAAGCGGCGUCUUGGAGCUAGUCAAUCACAUCAUCCAAAAGAAAAAGUAGAUGCCAAAGUCAGAGAAGGCUAUCAUGUGGGUCUUGAGGACUUUCAGUCUAUACUAACUACAUUUACUAAAUACAGUCGGUUGCGUGUUAUUGCGGAACUUAGACAUGGAGAUCUAUUUCAUUCAGCAAAUAUUGUGUCAAGCAUCGAAUUUGAUUGUGAUGAUGAGUAUUUUGCCACUGCUGGUGUUUCCAAGCGAAUUAAAGUAUUUGAAUUUUCCACUGUUUUGAAUCAGCCAUCAGAGGUAAAUUGCCCUGUUGUAGAAUUGGCCACUCGGUCCAAACUUAGUUGCUUGAGUUGGAACAAGUAUUCAAAAAACGUUAUUGCAAGUAGUGAUUACGAAGGGAUAGUAACUGUUUGGGAUGUAACCACUCGCCAGAGCAUAAUGGAAUAUGAAGAACAUGAAAAAAGAGCAUGGAGUGUUGAUUUUUCACGGACAGAACCAUCGAUGUUAGUUUCUGGUAGUGAUGAUUGCAAGGUCAAGGUGUGGUCCACAAAGCAAGAAGCCAGUGUUAUCAAUAUUGACAUGAAAGCAAAUAUAUGUUGUGUCAAAUAUAAUCCUGGAUCUAGCGUUCAUGUUGCAGUUGGUUCUGCUGAUCAUAAAAUUCACUAUUUUGAUUUGAGAAACACUAGUUCUCCACUCUGUGUCUUCAAGGGGCAUUGGAAAGCAGUAUCAUAUGUGAAGUUCUUGUCCACAAAUGAGCUUGCAUCUGCAUCAACAGACAGUACAUUGCGAUUAUGGGAUGUAAAUGGCACAUGUCCAGUGCGCACUUUUGUAGGACACACAAAUGAGAAAAAUUUUGUGGGCUUGACAGUGAACAACGAGUACAUUGCUUGUGGCAGUGAGACAAACGAGGUUUGUGUGUACCAUAAGGCUAUCUUGACGCCAGCCGCACGACACAAAUUUGGAUCAUGGGAUCUUGAUGAUGCGGAAGAUGAUGCUGGUUUGUAUUUUAUUAGUGCUGUUUGUUGGAAGAGUGACAGUCCUACAAUGUUGGCAGCCAAUAGCCAGGGGACCAUCAAAGUUCUUGUAUUAGCAGCUUAGCCACAGAUGAUAAAAGAUGCCGAAAGUUUCAACAAUGCCUUUGGCAGAUAUCUGUGUAUUCACUCCUAGGUUAGGUUCUCUCUUCCCAGUUUUCUCCAGUGAUCCUACUUGGUCUUCAAAAUGGUUUUACGACCGUUGGUACAUGCCUCGGCUUAAGUUUUCUUUAUACAUUAUUUGCAGAUUUGUACAUAAGUAUAAUAGGUGGAAAUGCAGUAAUCACAGUUGAUUA